This is a messenger RNA of Colletes gigas, 2828 nucleotides long. RefSeq names its product unconventional myosin-XIX-like. Gene Ontology annotation, cellular component: vesicle; actin cytoskeleton; cytoplasm. The record is from RefSeq and is a predicted model, not a curated record. NCBI's taxonomy places the organism in Eukaryota, Metazoa, Arthropoda, Insecta, Hymenoptera, Colletidae. Gene Ontology annotation, biological process: actin filament organization; vesicle transport along actin filament. The transcript is spliced from 13 exons. The coding region runs from base 5 to 2791 and encodes 928 amino acids. Gene Ontology annotation, molecular function: microfilament motor activity; ATP binding; actin filament binding.
CAAUAUGGUUUCGUUUAUUCUCAGUGACAGUUGUGAAAGAGGAAGAACUAUGGCAGCAGCGACAGAGCCGACGACGAUGUUCGAGUGGGAUUUGAUAAACGAUUUGGGUGCUUUGCCGGAGAAUGAAGCUAUCAUUAUAGAUUUUCUUCUGGAGCGGCUCAAACGCGGUCAAAUUUACACAUGGGUCGGUCCACUGCUUCUGACAUUGAAUCCCAACAACGAAGCGUCGACGUCGCGUUUGUACGACUUUUCAGAAUUCGACGAGCAAAUUAACACGCACGACGCUAUCAACGAAGCGAGUGCUCACAUAUUUACCGUGGCUGCCAAGGCACAUUACAGUCUUACCCGAGAACACGGCAGACAUUGUCAGGUAAUCAUUAUAAGCGGCGAGACCGAAACAGGAAAAACGUUCAACGCUUUCAAGUGUCUGGAAUUCCUCAGCAGAAUUAACAAAAAUUCGGCGCCAUCUUGCGAACGGGAUCACGCAUACGACAUUAUGGAAAGAAUUACGGACGCUUGUCGUCUGAUAUCCGCUUUUACGACCGCGUGCACCGAAAGAAACGACGUAAGUUCGAGGCACGUGCAACUCGUACGGCUUCAUUACAAAGCUGGCAAUAUUUAUGGCGCCACCAUUAAUUCCUUCCUGUUGGAGAGGAGCAGAGUGACGAGAGGUUCGAGUAAUUUUCAAAUAUUUUAUCAGAUGAUAUUCGGAAUGUCAAACGCGGAACUCGACACGUUCAACUUAUCCGAGUAUGAAAAUUAUGAUAUACUAAGCGCUAUCGAUUACAGCAAGAGGAAAUAUUACCAAGAGUGUUUUCAAGAUACUUUAAAGGCACUGGAAGUGUUGGGGUUCAAAGAGGAGAAGAAGGAGCACCUUUUUCAAGUUCUUGCUUUGUUGCUUCAUAUGGGAAAUAUUCGGUUUGCAGAGAAUGGCGAAGCUUGUACGAUCGAUCUUACCAACGAAGAGUCCAAGAAAGCUUUAGAAAACACGUGCGAUCUUAUGUCCUUAACCAAGGAAGUAGCGAUCGAGUUAUUCACCACCAUUCUCAUAAAUCCAAAAAGUGUUUGGCGAAAGCACACCGUGUAUCAUCGCUAUCUUACCACUGUCGAUGCGUGUCGCAUGAGGUUACACAGUAUAAUUAGACACUUGUACGAUCUUCUGUUCCAUUGGGUCCUAAAUUGCGUGAACGAUGCUUUGUCCACGAAACACGAAUACUUAGAAUGGCUUGGGAUAUUGGACGUAUUUGGUUUUGAAUCGUUCAACCAGAACGGUAUAGAACAACUUUGCGUCAAUUAUGCUAACGAGAGAAUGCAACAGUACUUUAUAAAAACAUAUUUAGAAAAUAGUCGGAAAGAUUUAGAAAACGAAGGUUUCAUAGAAAUUAGUAGACCGAUACAUACUAUCAGAUUGUACAAGGAACGUUUAACUGUCCUCGAAGAAGGUUUAUUCAUGACCCUCAACGACGCUUGUCAAUCACCGAUACCAAUUAACACGCCUACAGUAACGCAGCUAGUAUGCCAGAAAUCAAGGAAUAAAUUUUUAAGGGAAGAAGAGGGGCAUUUCAUCAUAGAACAUUAUUCUGGCUCCGUCGCAUAUUCCAUCAGAGAUUUAUUAGUUAAAAAUACUGAUAAGGUUCCAAGCGAGAUAUCUGUGAUUUUCCAAGAAAGUAAGAACACGUUCCUUGCCUCUUUAAUCGACAUCGAGGAAGAUAAACAUUCACAGAUUAUUAAAACGUCUACCAAGAAAAAGACUAUGUUAGCUAAAUUGAAGUAUAAUAUAGAUACUCUUAUCAAAGAUCUGAGUAAAUGUGAUUCGCACUAUGUGCGAUGCGUCAAACCUAGUCGAUUGAGCAACCACGAAUGGGACAAGAAAGACUUUAGAAAGCAACUGGCUUGCAUCGGUAUUUUUGAUGCUUUGCCUCUUGCCAAAUGUAAAUAUCCUAUUCGAUUGCAGUAUAAAGAGUUUUGUCAACGUUACUCCAAGAGACCUACAGAAAUUACCGAUAUCAAUAAGUGCCAAUCGAUUCUGGAGUCAGUUAUACGUAAAAAGGACCUACACGCAUCGGUUCAUUACGGAAAACAGUUGAUCUUUUUAACGGAGCCCGUCUUCUCGAAACUAGAACUUUACAGGAGAAAUUAUCGUACAAAAUGUGCUAAUAAGAUAAAAAUAUUUUGGAGAAGGUACAGUAAAGUACAAAGCAGACACACGGCGCACUUGGAGAUCAUGCUCGGGCGUAAAUUUGAAAAAUCAUGCAACAACGGAGAGAGUGAUGACGUUUUUAUAAUCGAUUCGAUUCCAUUGAAAAACAAUAGUUCAACUGACGCAGUUUGCGUGAUCGAAAACGAAAAUAACGAUCGAUUCGAAGACGUGCACGUCGGGAAUUGUUUGAACAACGAUGUUACGAAAUCUAUAGAACAGAUCGAUCCAGAUAAUUUCUCAAAAGAUUCUAUAGGCUACUGUAAGCGUAAGGACAAUGUAAACGUUGAUUGUGCCGAUGACAACAACAAUUCCUUAAUGCAGCAUUCCGGAGAUACAGCGUCGAACAAGUUUUCGAUAAACAUAAGACUUGCGGUGAACAGUGACGAACAAUCACGUUCUAUUUAUAAUACGGAGAAGAAUGUAUGCAUCGUUCGAUUGAAUUCUCGUGUAUUCUUUUAUAAAAAUGGAAUUUUGAGCUGUCGUCGACUUCCUACGGCGCCAAUCAGGAUACACACACGUGCUACGUGUUUGAGUAAUUCGCACAUACUACCACGUUCCGAGUUACCGCAAGGACUGCAGGACAGUCUUUGAAACGCAAAUCACUUAGAUCGACGAGGUCAGUUAUUAC